Molecule: messenger RNA, 1058 nt
Organism: Teleopsis dalmanni
Lineage: Eukaryota; Metazoa; Arthropoda; Insecta; Diptera; Diopsidae
Product: trypsin I-P1-like
Exons: 3
Coding region: 15-935 (306 amino acids)
Biological process (GO): proteolysis
Molecular function (GO): serine-type endopeptidase activity
Source: RefSeq, a predicted model, not a curated record
CUGAAAAGUGUGUUAUGUUGAAAGUUGUAAUGGUUGUAAUAAUUAUAAUAAUAUUUAAAGCAACUGUACUUACGUCUUCUGAUUUUGCUGACUAUAAUGAUAAUGACCUUGAAGAUGAAGAAGAAGAUUUUCAUAUGCUGAUAACUGGUGGAUAUCGUCCUACUAAAAAUACAAUGGCAAAAUAUUUAGUAUCAAUAAGAACCUCAAGGCCUACUGCAUAUUUUGGUGAUAAUCAUUAUUGUGUAGGGUCGCUGAUAGCAUCGAAUUUAGUUCUUACUGCAGCACAUUGCGUAGUGGAGUAUGUCUCUAAUAGAAUUGUGACACGUUCGAGAAGAAUCAUUGUUGUAGCUGGCACUCCAAAUCGUUUACGUGAGAAUCCAAAAACUGUGGAAUUGGAAGUAGAAGCUGUUAUUCCACAUAAUAAGUUCAUACGUAGUAGCGGGAACGAUAUAGCAAUACUGCGGUUAAAACAAUCGGUGCCAAAUGAUAAUGAUGCUAUAAAAAUUAUUCCACUUGCACAUAGAAAGCCAGCAGUAGGUACUAAUUGCACCGUUGUUGGUUGGGGCCAAUUAUUACCAGAUGGACCAUUCUCAGCUGAAGCAGUAUACGUAGAUCUUACAAUAACUUCCGAUAAACAAUGUCAAGAUGCGUAUUCAAGCUCUUAUAGUAAGGGUAUGAUAUGUGCAAACGGUAAAGAAAAACUAUUUCAGGGUCCUUGUCGUGGUGAUUCUGGAGCGCCUUUGAUAUGCCGCGGACGAGUAUGUGGAAUUGUGUCUUGGGGUGUGCGUUGUUCCAAAUUGGGCUUUCCAACAGCAUUCACUGAUGUUGCUUAUCACUAUCAAUGGAUACAAAAAGUGAAUGGGGUUAUUCUUAUCAAUUACAUUAGCUACACCUUAUUAUUAGUGUGUUUUUUUAUAAAUAGGAUUGUUCUUUGAAAGAAAAAAAUUUCUUUUUUUGAAAAAUAUUGGUUUUUGGUUGUAAAUGUGUGAGUUAUGUAGCAGAAUACCAUUAAACAUGGUAUUAAAAACAUUUUUUAACAUUGCAUGAAUUGAUUUACA